Molecule: messenger RNA, 2349 nt
Organism: Dissoconium aciculare CBS 342.82
Lineage: Eukaryota; Fungi; Ascomycota; Dothideomycetes; Mycosphaerellales; Dissoconiaceae
Exons: 2
Coding region: 205-2130 (641 amino acids)
Biological process (GO): proton transmembrane transport
Cellular component (GO): membrane
Molecular function (GO): antiporter activity
Source: RefSeq, a predicted model, not a curated record
GAAAUCGCCUUCUAUAUCGGACUGACAGCCAAGACGGUCUCUCAUCCGUCACUAAAGUCAGCAUUGGCAAAUAUAACUGCAUAUCAGUAUACCACCGGUCAAGAUGUUUCCAUCGACCUAGCACCGUUGUCUUGAGACUUCUAUCGCGAUGCCACCGAGUCCAACACUGCAGCAUCUCACAAGUCAUUGACAAGAAUACUGGAUAUGCCAUCUUCGAUGGACGUAGCUCUCUCCUACCAUGAGCCUCCAAUCGAAACAAUCUUAAUCUUGACAUCGUUUCUUCUCCUGCUGAAUCUCGUCAAUUAUGUACUGGACAACAUCAUCUUCUGCGGUCUCAUCGGCCAAAUUUUCAUCGGCAUCGGCUGGGGGCUUCCAGGUACAAAUUGGCUUGGAGCUGAAGUGCAAGACACGGUCAUGAAGUUAGGCUACCUGGGUUUGAUUCUCAUCGUAUAUGAAGGUGGUCUUUCCACAAAUCUCAGAGUCCUCCGAGCGAAUCUCUCCCUCUCAAGUCUGGUCGCAGCCAUUGGCGUCGGUGCUCCAAUCGGCCUCUCCUUCACACUUCGUCUCCUCCUCGAUGUCACCCCACUGCAAGCAUUCGCGGCUGGAGCUGCACUUUGCUCGACUUCAUUGGGCACAACCUUCACCAUCCUCACGACCAGCGGAUUGACCGAGAGCCGGCUCGGCGUGAUCUUGACCAGUGCGGCCAUGAUUGACGAUGUCAUCGGCCUCAUAAUGGUACAAGUCAUCUCGAACCUCGGCGGCGGCGGCGGGUCCUCUUUCAAUGCUGUCACGGUCGUACGACCAAUCGGCGUCUCUCUCGCUUUUGCUGUUUUGACACCUCUCGCAUGCACUUUUAUUGUGAGGCCGGUGGCGCACCACUUCAUUCAGAAUUCCAGUGCAGGCUCGACGACAUCUAUGAUGAACUUUAUACGAUCCGAGCAUGGUUUGUUUCUGCUCCACACGUCUGUGCUGAUUGGCAUGGUCGCGGCAUCAUCUUACGCCGGCACAUCGAAUCUGUUCGCGGCGUAUUUAGCCGGUGUCGUCGUGACCUGGUUCGACGAACUAGGCGACAAGAAGGCGACCUCCGAGGCCCGAUCGGCAAGAAGUUCCUCACAAGAACGAAUAAAGCCAAAGUCUGGAGUCGAGAGUCCACAAAUUGAUCUGGCAAGUGAACCGGCUGCAAACGUUCAAGACAACACUCAGCCCACAGGCUCUGGUCAAACCGAACAGCACACGUCGAAUAAGAGGCAUCCCGAACAAUCAUCAAACCUCUCCUCCUCCACCACUCCUACAAAUACCCCAACCAAGCCAAAAUCCACCGGCACCGAAAUCUACGACCACUACUACAGCACCGUGACCACCCUCAUCCUGAAGCCGUUCUUUUUCGCCUCGAUCGGCUUCUCCAUCCCCAUCACGCAGAUGUUCGUCGGGAAGGUGAUCUGGCGGGGCCUGGUGUACGCCACGCUGAUGGCACUGGGGAAAUUCCUCUGCGGGCUGUGUCUCGUGCGCUUCGACGGGGUUCCGCGCGCGUCACUCCCGGGAUUCCCUCGAAGCUGGCGAUUCCCAUCGCCGCUGCGGCUGAGACGUCACUUCUUUCCGUUGGCACGACCUCCUCACCGGACUGGGGAUACCACCACCACCACCGCCGCCGCGACGACAGCAACAGCAACAGCAACAGCAUCCUCGGAGCGAACGACUCCCACCAUCACCCCGACCGCAGCGCCACCGCGCGAACCCGCCGCUCCCCAAAACCCAGCCAUGCCGCCCCAGAAGAAGCCUCUCCGGACCCCGAAGCCGCUCUCCCUCUACCCCGCCGGCAUCCUCGGCAGCGCGAUGAUCGCGCGGGGCGAGAUCGGGUUCCUGGUGAGUUCGCUCGCGGCGAGCAACGGGAUUUUCGACGGCGACGGCGACGGCGACGGCGGCGGUGGAGGAAAGCAGCCGUCGUCGGCGUCCUCGGAUCUUUUCCUGGUCGUGACCUGGGCGAUCCUGAUCUGUACCGUCCUCGGGCCCGUGGCGGUCGGCCUGCUGGUCAAGCGGGUGAGGGCGUUGACGCAGGCGGCUGGGCGGGCGGGGGCCACGGGGAGGGAGGAUCCUCUUGGGGCUUGGGGGGUGGUGCCGGGACAGGGAUAGGGACGGGGGAGGAGGUGGUUAUGUGUGUGCUAAGUUUUCGUUAGGGGUAACAUGGAGGAAUACGACGGUCUCUUUAUAUCACUGUGGCUUUUGGUCUAUUGAGAAUGCACUAAUAAUGAUAGAUGUGUGUAUAUAUGAGCUCUCAGGUCGUGAUGUAUUUGGUCUAUAUGAAUGAAUGGAUGGAUGGAUGGGAUAAAUUGCAACGCUACCGCUACCGCU